CCCAACUCUUUCCAAAAAUUUUAAAAUAGUUUGGAACCAAACGAUUCCAUUUUAAUUCACAUUGCAUUUCCUUUCUCUCCCCCCUCAGUCCCUGGCAGGAAGUUUCAGAGAUCAAUCGCAGAUUUAAUUGGCGAUUCCAUUUGAGCUUUAAACUUCAGCUACUGAAAUGGAAAACGAAGAAGAUGAAAUUUUGAGGAAGCGCAUGAAGCUUGGAAUGGAAGAGAAGGAACAGGAGGUAAGAGAUGGAACAGCGCUGGAGAUUGUAGAAAAGGAAGAGACAGAGACAAACACUCUCGGAUCUGAAGAGAUGGAACUUAAUAUUGCUCACAUUGUUGAGAAGAUUGAACACUUCACUCAAAUGGUAUCUGAGCUACUGGAAUCAGGAAAGGCAAUGUUUAAGGAAAUGAGUAAUGAAUUUGAAGAGCGGUUGAUCAUGAUUCAUAAGGAACAAAUGGAGAAAUGGCAGGAGGAGAUCAAAGAACUGCGGAUGCUUGAUGCCUCAAAUGAGGAGGCCAGUGCAACCCUGCAUAAUGCUAGAUAUUUACUUCAGAACCCUCAAAUUGACUCUUGAAGCAAGAAUACUACCUACUCAUCAUGUGGCUACAUUCAAGAUCUGCAGCGAGAAGCGGUAUGGCGUAUUGGCAAUACUAGUUUGCCAACAAAUAACAGAUGGCACAGUAGGAUAGGUGCAAUUAUAGGCGAGGUCUAUGCAAUGAAGUUUUGGUGUUUCCAUCGUCUACUGCAUUUGGAAGUUGGUUGCAAAUUAUAAGUAUGGGCUCUGAAUACAUUUAUGUAAUGGGUAAUUGAUGUUGUUCUUCUCUUUAAUCUGUAAUACAACACAAAGGACAUCAGUGGGUUGGUAGACAACUUCUUCGAUGUUUAAAUCAGUGUAGGAAUUGAUAAGAGAUCAAUGGAAUAAGUUGAGAUAUGGGUGCUGAAACCUCUUAUAUAGGGCUUUUGAUCUUGUCUUCUGCUAGGUUUAGGAGUUGGUAUCAGAUUAGGACUUGGAGUCCUAGUUAUAUAAGAGUCUUGUAGAUACCAGGACUGGGAUUGCUGUGGAUACCUCGGAUCCUUAUCUUUAGUGAUUAAUUAGGGUCACUGUCGGUUAGUGUCUAAGCUACAUAUGAUAACUCGGACCCUAUCCAAGUAUCCACCUGUCAAUUGGUUACUCAAAAUACCCGCCAGUAACUAUCAUUUUUAAAGCUUGUAGUAUUCGUAAUGUUUUCAGUUGAAGUGAAUGGGUGAAGUUGUCUGCAUUGCCUCCAUGGGUACAAAAUAUGGAUCUAAAUACAAUUGCGAGAUAUCCCACGUGUGGAAAUAUCUAUAAUGUGGUUGCCCACAAAUAUGUCAAAAUAGAAAAAGAUUCUCGCCUACACAAAUUAGAUCCACCUGGAUAUAAUCAUUGGGGAGGAAUUGCUUUCACACAAAGAUGUGCUUCCUAUCGUAACCCUUUUUUGGGCCUUUUUCAUAUUUAAACUAUGUAUUUAAAAAAAAAAAUUGCAUGACUCACCAUUUUUGCAUAGUGUUCUUGUCCUGGUUUUUUGAAGUGUUCAAAAUACUAUGGGUUGGCAUCACAUGUGUUAUGCUAUUGCUUUAAGUUUAUGAAGAUGAAUCUGUAAAAUAAUACAAUUAGUAUAAUUUAAUUUUCUCAUUUGCAAUUCAAUUCAACAAUAUGAACCCAUGUGUGAUUCUUUAAUCUGGCGAGUUGUGAACUCAUUGGGGAUGUCAUCACCCAUGUGAUAAAUCUUGAAGACUCCAUAAGACAUGCCAUAAUAUAUGGCACCC
Molecule: messenger RNA, 1785 nt
Organism: Hevea brasiliensis (rubber tree)
Lineage: Eukaryota; Viridiplantae; Streptophyta; Magnoliopsida; Malpighiales; Euphorbiaceae
Exons: 6
Coding region: 167-571 (134 amino acids)
Source: RefSeq, a predicted model, not a curated record